Parnassius apollo (apollo) is the source of this 1470-nucleotide messenger RNA. NCBI's taxonomy places the organism in Eukaryota, Metazoa, Arthropoda, Insecta, Lepidoptera, Papilionidae. The record is from the annotation of a GenBank genome assembly.
AUGUCUGAAUCAAAAGCGAAGAAAAAUCACAAAGUGUCACCGAUUUUGAGACAGCUCCUGGCAGUGAGUGGCGUGGUGAUAUACAUGAUUGGCACGGGAGCCAAUAUCGCCUAUCCCGGCGUGUUACUACCGCAGCUGCGGCAGCCCGAUUCUGCACUACGACUCACACCUGAUCAUGAAUCCUGGAUAGCUUCAAUCCUCGGCCUGGCUUUGAUUUCUGGUAUCAUAGUGGCGCCCUUCAGUCUCCAGAAGCUAGGACGAAGACUGACCAACCAACUGAGCACGCUUCCAGCACUGGGUGGCUGGGCGGUGCUGGGCGCCGCUAAAGGGCCCGCUGCUCUCCUCAUCAGCCGAACUUUGCUGGGAUUCGCUAUGGGUCUCCAAGCGGCAGCAGGUCCAGUAAGCAUAGCGGAGUACUCAUCUCCCAAACACCGUGGAGCGUUCCUUGCAACCAUCGCAUUCUCACUCGCAUUAGGCAUGCUUGUAGCUCAUAUAUUCGGGACCAUACUCUAUUGGCGAGCGGCCGCUGUGGCUUGCGGCAGUUUCUACAUCAUAUCAUUGAUCUUGAUUUCCAUAUCUCCAGAAACACCGCCAUAUUUAGCGUCGCGCGGCAAGAACAGCGAAUGCCGAAAGGCUUUUAAAUUAUUAAGAGGAGAUGAUGAAAAUUCGGACAAAGAAUUGGAAGUUCUAAUCAACAGCCAGAGAAAGACCGUAGGUCCGAAGGUGCCCCAGUUCACGUUCUAUCGACAGAUGAUCACGAAACCUGAAUUCUACAAGCCUACGGUCAUAAUGAUGUUCAUGUUUAUACUGUUCCAAGUAUCAGGUAUGACUGUUGUGCCAUCGUACACCGUGUACAUUAUGGAAGAAGUCUCAGGUGAAACCAUUGAACCGUAUACAAGCAUGCUGAUGGUAGACAUUGUUAGAUUUUCAACCGCCGUUAUAGCUUGUAUUGUUAUCAACAAAUUCAACAGAAGGACCGUCCUUUUCCUGGGUAUAAUUAUCACAGUGGUUUCUCUCCUGACAACUGCUUUGUUGCUCUAUCUUCGAGAUGGCGGAUAUAUACUAGACAAAUAUAAAUGGACACCUGUAUUACCCACUCUCUGCUAUAUAUUCGGGAAAACUCUAGGAAUUUUACCUAUCCCCUGGGCGAUAGCUGGCGAAAUAUUUCCUUUGGCAUACAGGAGCGUGGGGAGUGGUAUAUCAGGAAUGUUCCUCUCGAUUAUGUUCUUUGUCGUUGUUAAAACUGCACCGUCUUUGUUCACGCAAAUUGGCAUUAACGGGACGUUCUGUGUUUAUGGAAUCUGUGUCACGAUUUGUGGAGUUUUUCUAUUCUUCCUCCUGCCAGAAACCAAAGGAAAAACUCUGUAUGAGAUUGAGUGUCAUUUUAAAGGGGAGAAGGCAGGGAUGAUAAAAGCGGAUGUGUCCGAGAAGGACAAAAUGCUGGAGUUAAAAAAUGUGGAAGAGGGUUGA